This is a messenger RNA of Misgurnus anguillicaudatus (oriental weatherfish), 2294 nucleotides long. RefSeq names its product cilia and flagella associated protein 52 (gene cfap52). The record is from RefSeq and is a predicted model, not a curated record. Gene Ontology annotation, molecular function: protein binding. Lineage: Eukaryota; Metazoa; Chordata; Actinopteri; Cypriniformes; Cobitidae.
CGAAACCAAACACUGAAUGCUACUGUUGCCUGGUUACGUAUUGCUUGGCUUCCGACAACCAGCAGCAUUUUCGACAGAACCAAGUUGUGUAUCACAAUGGCAGAAGACACGCAAGAGAUCCCAAAACUGGAGCUAGAGGCAGUUAUUGGUUUCAACGGGGAUGUGUUUUCUGGACUCAAAGUGCACCCAGAUAGAGAACACCUCAUUUACCCGCUGGGCUCCACUGUUAUUAUUAAAAGUCUAAAGAGUGGAAAGCAAGCUUUCCUCCAUGGCCACACAAACAAUGUCUCUUGCAUUGCUGUGUCAAAAAGUGGACGCUAUAUUGCAUCGGGGCAGAUCACUUUUAGAGGCUUUAAGGCUGAUGUUAUUAUCUGGGACUAUGAGAAGCAAGAGAUUUAUGCCCGUCUCGUGCUCCACAAAGCUAAAGUUGAAGAUCUUAGCUUCUCCCCUAAAGAAAAGUACCUGGUCUCUCUUGGGGGACAGGAUGACGCCAGUAUUGUGGUGUGGAACAUCAAGACUAAGGAGGCGAUCUGUGGAAGUCCUGCUUCAGCACAAAGUGCCGGUCACUGCCUCACCGUAGAGUACACCAAUCUAAGUGAUGAAAUCUUUGUGUCUGCUGGGAAUGGAACUGUACGUGUGUGGGAGCUCGAUUUGCCCAACCGAAAGAUCAGAGCCACAGAAUGUCAAACAGGACAACUUAAGAGAAUUGUCAAAUGUAUUGAGAUCCAUAAAGAUGAUAGUUUCUUCUAUUGUGGAACAACUAGUGGGGAUAUUCUGAAAGUGAACUUGAAGACCAGGUUGCUCAACAGUUGUGGUCCCGUUAAACAAAAAUUCAGCAAGGGAGUGAACACUCUUAAAGUCUUAAAGACCGGGGAUAUUUUAGUCGGAUCAGGAGAUGGCAUGUUAACCAUGUGCUUGGGAGAGAACUUCAAAACUAUUAAGAGUGUUCAGUUGGAAGGAGGGGUGACAUCAGUGGGUCUGCGUGGAGAGGGGCAGCAGAUUUUCAUUGGGACAGAAGCAGCACAGAUCUACACUUUGGGUUACACUGAUUUUAAACCAGAGCUUAUUGCCACAAAUCAUAAUAGUGCUGUUAAGGAUGUGGCCUUUCCCUUCGGGACUUCUGAGCUCUUUGCCACCUGUUCACAGAAAGAUAUACGGGUCUGGCAUGCUGAGUCUUCCAAGGAGCUCUUGCGUAUUUUGGUGCCCAACAUAACUUGCAAUGCUCUUGGCUUUAUGAAGGAUGGCAGGAGCAUCUUCAGUGCUUGGGAUGAUGGGAAGAUUCGAGUUUUCUUUCCAGAGAGUGGAAAGCUGAGGUUGAUCAUUCAUAAUGCCCACAGUAUGGGGGUGACUGCUAUAGCAGCAACCAGUGACUGCAAGAGGAUUGUCAGUGGAGGUGGAGAAGGACAGGUAAGAGUUUGGGAAAUAUUUCAAAACUCAUACCGACUCAUUGAGAUCAUGAAGGAGCACAAAUCUACCAUCAACUGCAUUAAGAUAAGAAGUAAUGAUAAGGAGUGUGUGACGGCCAGCUCUGAUGGAGCCUGCAUCAUCUGGGACUUGGUGAGGUUUGUAAGGAAUCAAAUGGUUUUGGCCAACACCCUCUUCAGUGUUGUGUGCUACCACCCUGAGGAAUACCAAAUCAUCACCAGUGGCACUGACCGAAAGAUUGGCUACUGGGAGGUUUAUGACGGCUCUGCAAUCAGAGAACUUGACGGCUCCUUGUCAGGGGCUAUAAACGGCAUACACAUUUCUGAAGAUGGAAGAUACUUCGUGACUGGUGGAGAUGAUAAACUACUGAAGCUCUGGCUUUACGAAGAUGGUGAAGUGACCCACAUUGGCAUUGGACACAGUGGAAGCAUCACAAAUGUGAGCAUCUGUCCCAACAGCAAAUAUAUUGUCAGCACCAGUGCUGAUGGAGCCAUCCUAAGGUGGAGAUACCCACAAACUUCAUAAAAACUGAAGAAGAUCUUCUGAUGCCAUUUCUGUCUAGAUUAUAUUUCAUACCGACAAUAAAUUGAAUGUCUCAGACAAAGAAUGUAUUGUUUAGGCCCAUCAUUUUACAACUGAAAUUUACAUUAUCGUAUUUAACAAACAAAUGCAUGUAGACAUUUUAAGUGAUUUGGCACUACUGUAAUCCUCAGGUAAACAUGAUUGUAUAAUGAAUUAUUUUACUGUCACAGAACCAAAAUAUAGAUGGGACCCUUAUAGCUUACAGAAAUCCUAAUGAGAUUUUAUAGUACCAUUUACCAUCUCUGACUCUUGUCAAUUGACCGCAAUAAAGCUGUCUAGAGCUCCAA